Messenger RNA from Linum tenue, 438 nucleotides. Lineage: Eukaryota; Viridiplantae; Streptophyta; Magnoliopsida; Malpighiales; Linaceae. The record is from the annotation of a GenBank genome assembly.
AUCCAACAUACACCUUUGUAUUAUUUCCACUACACCCACGAUUUCCCCCCUUUUUCUUAGUUACCAAAAGUUGUCCUCUCAAAAACUCGAAGAUGAACAAUUCCCAGAGCGCGAGCUACCAAGCCGGCCAAGCCAAGGCCCAAACUCAGGAGAAAGCUAGCGGCUUGAUGGACAAGGCGAGCAAUGCUGCCCAGUCUGCCAAAGAAUCCGCCCAAGAGGCUGGUUCCCAAAUGCAAGCCAAGGCACAGGGAGCUGCUGAGACCGCCAAGGAAAAGCUUGGAAUGAACAAUUAAUUAUAUGACAUUUUCCAUUCACAUAUUUUAGCAGCUCUACAUAUCAAAUUAUUUGUUAUUUACGUUUUUUUUUUUUUUCUUGUUGGUCUUUUACAACCAAAAAAUGGGUUGAUGAUCAUCUAGCUCUCAUGGGGCCUGUAAACGA